CUAUUUAUGUGGCGUUAGGGGACGUUGUAUGGUUCAGUUUCUCAAAUGCAUGGAGAAUUUAAAUUCACAAUCCGGCCCAGUAGAUGGCAGUAUAUGCACUUUUUAUGUUGUUAUGAAAUAAUGAAGAAGAGGUGUAAGAGGCAUAAAAAGAAGACGCAACAAAAACAAAAUAUGCAACAUGGCCGGGCUAAGUACUACACCUACGGUUGUGAUAUGUCGCUAUUUUAAAGAUGGUGUAGAUAAGAUUCAAGUUUAGUGUAAUCCGUUAGAAAUGUCCGAGCCAUCCGUUAUCUAUUAGUGAGAACAAUGCUCUGUGAGAAUAUCAGUUCUGUUUAAUUGCGUCUGGCUCUGUAUGACACCAUUUAGAUGUUGACAGCUCCCGGCUCAAUUCUGACGUUAGGCUUCAGGGAAGAGAAUCCCUUAUUGGUUUGGGGACUCUGUUUACCCUGUCAAUCACAAGCGCGGCAUUACCACAGAACUGCCGUAGCUCCACCACAACUGCUUGAAUGCAGAACAUCCCAAUGGCAGAGGAACGUGCAAAUAAAAUUCCAAUUGCACCUUUACAAACUACAGCUUACACAGCAAAGCAACCGAAGAAAAGAAGGGCAAAAAACGAAAAACACAUUGGGAAGAAAAGGGAAUCUGAUAGAGCCAGGAAUAAAACGAGGGUCAACAUUGGUAUCGCUUUUCAGCCAUGGCGAGAGCUUAUGGAGGUGAAGGGGAUGAAGAGUGAUUCCCAAAUGGCUCUUUUUCUUCUCGACAGCUACGAGCAAAAGCAGACGUUCACAUCUUACAAACGGGGACCGGGAAAACGAGGUCCCCCGGUUUCUCCCAUCGGUGAAGAGUCUCUUUCAGACGGCUCUAAGUUGGGGAAGCUCUCUGAUGGUUUGCGCUAUACGGUGAAACAACGUGACCGUCUUUGUGACCAGGAGACCCAGGCUGAAGACCUGACCCUGACGACCACCAACAUGACUGGCGAAGAGGGAUGCACCGAAAUAACCUUUGAUGUAUCGGAGAUUAAUUUCGCUACUGAUGAAGAUAGCAGUUGUACAAAUGCAGAUGAGCAGGAAGAGGGGGAGGAAGAAGAAGUAGAGGAAGAGGAAGAGGAGGAGGAGGAGAGUGAUGGCUCAGAUCCGGAAUGGUGUACAGAGAUGUCUGAAACUAAUCUGCUGGAGAAAAAUGUCUCUGGGGAAAAGGAACUGAACUCAGAUUCUAAAGUGCCCAAAAAGGUCCGUGAACUUUGUCCAGAAUGUGGUGUGCACUUUAAUGUGGCCAAGACUCACACAUGCGAGCACAAAAUCAAGAAGUUCCCCUGCAAUAUUUGUGGCAAGAGGUGCAAGGAUGUGGGGGCCCUAAAAAGUCAUAGCAGAGUCCAUGAGGAAGGCUACGAGCACCUCUGCAAGUUCUGCAUGGUGCCUUUUAACACAAGGCUUGAUAAAUUAGCUCAUCAGAGAGCCCACAUCCCCAGUUCAAGGCCCUAUAAAUGCCCUGAUUGUGCGAUGACGUUUGCCAAGCUCCGCGAGCGCAAUUUCCAUUUGAAAGAACACCGGGACCAGAAUGUUUCAUGCCCCCUUUGUCCUUUGGUCUUCCCGACUCCCCACUGUAUAAAGAGACACAUGGUGGUGCACACUGGUGUGAAGCCAUUUGUGUGCGAGUUCUGUUUUCGUUCCUUCAACCAGCCGGGCCACCUCACAUCCCACAUGCGCCUGCACACCGGGGAGAAGCCCUACCAGUGCAAGCAUUGUGACAAGAGCUUCAAUCACAACGUGAGCCUGAAGAGUCACGUUACGCGGUACCACAAAGGAGCCUCUGACUCGGAGCCUAUGGGGGACACACCGGAGAAGAUGGAACCACCAGGAACCGGUAUAGAGGAGGUGAAUGAGGAGCUGGUCAUCGGAGACACCGAGGAUACAGGUGGAGAUGUUAUCGAAGGAGACCCUAAGCUCAAAGAAGAACCAAAGCAUUUUAAGAAGACGUAUUAUAGGUCCAUGGGUAGACCCAAAGGAAGGCCCAAAAGAGACUCUACUACGACGGAGAAAGACUUGAUUUCGGCUCUGCGAGGGGAGACCCCGGACCCAACCACAGCAGCUGAUACCUCAGAGGAGGGGCAUUUGAGGAGAGCCACAUCCAAAAACAUUGAAAGUGAUGGCAGUGACAGGGAUCGAACCUCUGAAUUUACGGAAGAGGAUGAGAAGGAGGAAGCCAAGGUACUGAGGAAGGGCAAGUCGAAAGCCAGCCAGAGACCAAAGUCCUUUGAACAUGCAGAGGAUGUUUUUGAGAGUGACGCGGACAAUGAUCCCACAGAGGAGGCUAAUGCGACACAAACGAGGCCUCAAACGGCAGGGAAAACAGGACGACGUAGAGGAAGGCCAAGGAAAAAUCCAGUUGUCUGAGAGUCAUGAUUCUGAAGGAUUACAUUUUUUAAUGCCUACAGGAAAAACUAGAUUCGCCAGAACUGAUUGGGUACAAGCAAGUUGGUAGUUGCCUUUACUCUAAGAUAACUGGAUUGAUAAGAAUAUUGCAAUUUUAUAUGAAAUAUAAAUAUUUGAUGUGAGCCGAGAUUGUAUUGUUGUAGCCAAAGAAGAAAAUAUUAUUUGGCGAUGAAUGUGUCUUUGAUUCGAGGUAAUCAAGUUUAUCAAACAAUUUGCCAUUUAGAAUAUUUGUUGAGCCGUCUUCCUGGGACUAUUCCGUAGAAAAUAUAGAAAUGUAUUAUUGAAUUAGAAAUUGUUUUCAUUUGGUUCGAUGCUCUCGACAUUUGUGUUUGUCUUACAUUCUGUAACAUCACAUCCAAGUGCAUUUUUGAUCUGCACAUUAACUUAACAUCAACUUUACUCAUAAACAAGUCUAGCAGUAAGUCAAGAAAUUUCAAAAAUAAUUAUUUGAACUAUUCGCUAUACUUUUCCCUCAGAUAGAUUUGCUUGGGGAUCCAACCUGCACAUUGCUCUUUAACAAUACAAUGCUAUGAUAUAGAAUAACAUUAUUUUACACACUUAUUCCCCUACUUACAGUUUAAUAUUGUGAACUGUUACUUGUUACCGAAAGUAUAAACCGGAAAAUCUGUAACAUUGGUUUCUGUCUUCCUUCUAUAAAUUCUGUAUUUUUUACUUAUGUAUGAAUUAACCCUAACCCUUCAUUGUUAAAAAUUGUAAUUGUCAUACAACUUUUCCUACAGUGUUUAUUUUCCAAAGACUAAAACCAUGAAUAAGGUACAUCAGUAAUCCUAAAUAGUCCUAUGCGUGCUUUCUCCCGUACUAUACUUCUAUACGAACAUUGCUACUAAUCAGUGCAAUUUAGAGAGUUUCUAAACAAAUCUGAUCUAAAGAUUUGUGCUUAUAAUGUACUCGAACAGGAUAAAGCCAUCUGAUGUGUAAUGCUGUUCAGUCCAAGGAUGCAAAGUGGGGAAAGUGGGUCUACACAGACUGAUGGUGAAAGACUUCCAGAGGGGCAAAACGUGGCUGACCGCGAAACCCAAACUACGACGAGAGCACUGAGGUGGAGCAGUGGAAGAACAUCUAAAUGUGUUAAAAACACUUCAAGUCCGAAGACUGCAAGGCGGACUUCAGGUAUAAAAUCAUGGGUAUCAGAUCCCGGACCGAACUCACAGAAGAAGCGAGGACCUUAAAUGGUCAGAGUUUACCCACGGACAUGUCCCCCCCUGACCGUAAACUGACCGAGCUAAUCCUAGUAAAUAGACAACCACCAACUAAGAAGUAUAUACGAAAAAGGUCUGAUGAGGCAAGCAUGGCUCUCAAGGACUGUUUUGACAGUACGGAUUGGGAAGUACUGUACAGUGCUCACGGGGAAGAUGUAGCUAGUAUGACUACUUGUGUCACAGAUUACAUUAAUUUCUGUGUGAAUAACACUAGCUGUAAAGAGGGUACGAUGUUCUCCGAAUAAUAAACCCAGGUCAGGGUGACCCCUGACCUGAAAAACUUGCUGAAUCUGAAAAAAAAGGGCUAUUGCAUCUGGGGAUAAAGAGGAAUUAAGGAGAGUGCAAAAGGAUGUGAAGAGGGAAAUAAGAAGGGGAAAGGACAACUACAGGAGGAAACUGGAGGAGCGCCUUCAGAGUAACAAUGUCAGGGAGGCCUGGGGGGUUUUGACAAAUAUCUCAGGCCAUAGCAAAGUAGGAGGUAGUGGACCUGAAGAUGGGGACAGGGAGUGGGCUGAUUAGUUAAAUCUAUUUUUUAACCGAUUUGAUGCGGAGGCCUCCGGUACCACUCAAGAUCCCGUCCACCAGAGCCCAGUCCAAUCGGCACCACCAGCCUACACCACCAGCCUGUUCCUCUCUGGGGUAACCCCCCACUUCCCUCCCCCCACGUGUCCAUCUCCUCCUCCAGUAGUGCUCUUCACUUCACGUAACCCCUCCCCCACUCACUCAGGGCGUGUCUUUCCAGCCUGCGGGGGUCUCACCUCUCCCCCCGGCCUACCCAGAACUACAGAUCAGGUGAGAGAUGUGUAUAGGAGGAUGAAGGUGAGGAAGGCUACGGGUAGCCCCAGACUGCUUAGGGACUGUGCUGAUCUUUCAGUUAUUUUUUAACAUCAACCUGGGUCUGGGGAGAGUCCCAAUCCUGUGGAAGGCUUCCUGUGUUGUCCCUGUCCCCAAGACAGCGCACUCCAGGUAGCCCAACCACUUCAGGCCAGUGGCUCUGACAUCACAUCUAAUGAAGGCCUUGGAGAGGAUUGUGCUGAACCACCUUCGCUGCCUGGCGGGCAGUGAGCGGGACCCCCUCCAGUUCGCGUAGCGACAAGGAGUCGGUGUGGAGGAUGCAAUAAUCCUCCUCCUCCACCGUUCGCUCUCUCACCUGGAGAAAAAUAGGGGCUCUGUUAGAGUCAUGUUUUUGGAUUUUUCCAGCGCCUUCAAUACAAUCCAGCCAGCACUUCUGAGGGUGAAGUUGGAAGGAGCGGGGGUUGACCCGUCAUCUUGCCGCCUGGAUCAUUGACUACCUCACCAACAGACCACAGUACGUGAGGCUGCGUGGCUGCGAGUCCGAUGUGGUACUCUGCAGCACGGGGACCCCACAAGGAACUGUGCUCUCCCUCCUUUCUCUUCAGGCUGUACACUUCGGACUUCAGAUACAUUACGGACAGUUGUCACCUCCAGAAGUUCUCAGAUGACACAGCAAUUGUUGGCUGUGUUACAAAGGGGAAUAGGCUGGAGUACAGGGGGGUCAUCAUCACCAGCUUUGUUGAAUGGUGUGGAAAAAACCAUCUUCAGAUGAACACCAGUAAGACAAAGGAGAUGGUGAUUGACUUCAGCCGUAAGGCACCACCAAUUGCACCAGUGAACAUCCAGGGAGGCGACGUUGAGGUGGUAUCAGCCUACAAAUACCCGGGUGUUCACCUCAACAAUAAACUGGACUGGUCACACAACACAGAUGCGUUGUACAAGAAGGGCCAAAGUCGUCUACACUUGCUGAGAAGAUUGAGGUCUCUUUGGGUGUGCAGGCCGCUGUUAAGGACUUUUUAUGACACUGUUGUUGCAUGUGUCAUUUUUUAUGCCGUUGUCUUUUGGGGUUGUGGGUUCACUGAGAGGGACAGGAGGAGACUUCAUAAGCUGGUGAAGAGGGCUGGCUCUGUCCAGGGCUGUACACUGGAGCCUGUUGAGGUGGUAGGGGAGAGGAGAGGAGGAUGUUGGACAAAUUGGAACCCAUCAGGUCCAAUUCCUCUCAUCCUCUCCAUGAGACAGUGGCAGUGCAAAACAGUUCCUUUAGUAAAAGAUUAUUACACCCAGCAUGUAAGAAGGAACGUUUCCCGAAGGUCUUUUAUUCCAUCUGUCAUAAGACUCUAUAACACAUCGGUUAUGAAACGUGUUGCGACCAAAUCACUUCAACAAAAUUAAUAAUGCAAUACUUGAAUUUAAUAAUGUGCAUUUUCCACUGUACAUUUGUGACAAAGUGUUUUAUUCUGUAGUGAGGCACCUCUUGGCCUCAUUGAUUGUGUAGCUCAUGGGUGUGUGCAGUUUUGGCCCUUAUCUGGCAUGACAUUGUCAUUAUUGUGUGAUUUAUUUAUAUUUAUUGUAUUUAUUUUAUUUUGUAUUAUCUUAUGGAUGUAGGAUUGUUGGACUUUAUUUAUUUUAUUUUAUUAUUGUUUAUUAUUCCAUGAACGGAGUUGCAUAUCUGUUAUGUAUUUUGGGGUUACUAUGAUUCCGUAGUAAGGAAGCACCGGGGGGAUUCUUGGUAAUUUUCUGGCGGGAGUCUCUCGCAACCACUGCAAUGCACCAUGGUGGAAUAAGAAAUGGAAUACACAGUUAAAGUAACGUCGUUGUCGGAGUCUAUGUUGGUUAUACCGGAAACCUGUAAAGAGGUACAAAUAUAACAAAGACAAAAUAUUAUUUUGCGGAAAUUAGGCCACAAUUCCGCGUGACGUCACGUUGUUGCCGGAAGACGCUCUGCAGCACAUCUGAAUGAAGCAUGGAGUGAAGGGACGGACAGCUCACAGCUUCAAGUCAAGAGAGACAGGAUGGUUCGUGUUUGUGCCUUUCCCGGCUGCGAAACAAAAAUGAAAAGGUACAACCCAGAAACGUUUCAUAGGCUGCCAUUGCGGUACGAUGACCGGUCUCUCGUGAACUCGUGGCUAAUCGUCUUGAAUAUGGAUAUCGAGACGCCAUACGAGACGCUGAUUCGGAAGGAUUACCGUGUCUGCAGUGCUCAUUUCGAUGAGGACGACUUCGUCGUUCCUAAGAGAGCUGCAGACCCUAAUAACCCAAAGAAAGUUUCCUUGAAGAAGUGUGCUGUUCCACGAGUGAAGGCAAUGGCUACGGAUAGACUGGAGACUGCGCCGUGUGAGGAGAGUUGCCCCGAGAUAACCUUUGACGUAUCCGAGUUUAACUUUGAGGAAAACAAUUGUUCAAAUGAAGACGGAGGGGAAGAAGAAAACAUUUGUUCUAAUGAAGAAGGGGAAGAAGAAGAAGAAGAAGAAAAGAUGAUUGACAACCCUGAUUCAGACUGGGAAUUGGAACUAUCCGACAUAUUGGAGAGCGAUGACUCUGACCAAAUGGAGAGCGAUGACUUUGAUUCAGAAUUGCUUAGAAGGGUACGUCAACUUUGUCCUGAAUGCGGUGCCUUUUUCUUUACGUCUAAGACUCACACAUGCGAGUAUAAAAUCAAGCCAGUUUCCUGCAACGUUUGUGGUAAGAAAUGCGUGGACAAAGGUGCCCUGAAAGCUCAUAGCCGUAUCCACAAGGAAAGCUAUGAGCACCCCUGCAAGUUCUGCAUGGUUCCCUUUAAAACAAGACUUGAUAAACUGGCCCAUGAGAGAGCUCACACCCACAAAGCAAAACCAUAUGAAUGCCCUGACUGUUCCAUGGCAUUUUCCAAGCUCCCUGCACGCAAUUUACACUUGAAAGGCCACAGGGGUCCCAAAAUGUUUCCCUGCUCCUAUUGUUCUUUAGAAUUCCGGACUCGCCACUCUUUCGACCGACACAUGGUGGUGCACAAUGGUGUGAAGCAAUUUCUUUGCAAGUUCUGCUUUCGUUCCUUCAACCAGCCGGGCCACCUCACAUCCCACCUGCGCCUGCACACCGGGGAGAAGCCCUACCAGUGCAAGCAUUGUGACGAGAGCUUCAAUCACAACGUGAGCCUGAAGAGUCACGUUACGCGGUACCACAAAGGAGCCUCUGACUCGGAGCCUAUGGGGGACACACCAGAGAGGAUGGAACCACCAGGAACCGGUAUAGAGGAGGUGAAUGAGGAGCUGGUCAUUGGAGACACCGAGGAUACAGUUGGGGAUGUUAUCGACGGAGACCCUAAGCUGAAAGAAGUAGCAAAGCAGUUCAAGAAGUCUGAUUAUAGGUCCAUGGGUAGACCCAAAGGAAGGCCCAAAAUACACUCUUCGACGAGGGAGAAAGACUUGAUUUCGGUUCUGCGAGGGGAGGCCCCGGACCCAACCACAGCAUCUGAUACGUCAGAGGAGGUUCAUUUGAGGAGAGCCACAUCCAAAAACAUUGAAAGUGAUGACAGGGAUCGAACCUCUGAAUUUACAGUAGAGGAUGACAUGCAGGAAACCAAGGUACUGAGGAAGGGCAAGUCGAAAGCCAGACCAAAGUCCUUGACCACGCAGAGGAUGUUUUUGAGAGUGACUCGGACAAUGACCCUAAAGAAGAGGAGGCUAAAGUGAUACAGACAAGGCCUCAAACGUCAGGAAAAGUAGGACGACGUAGAGGAAGGCCAAGGAAAAAUCUUGUUGUCUUAAAAGUCAUAAUUUGGAAGUAUUUAAUUUUUCUAAUGUGUACAGGAAAAAUUUGACUAAACAAGAUUCGCCAGAACAGAUUGGGUCUACGCAACUAUCUUUACUCUAGGAUAAUUGCAUUGGCAAGAAUAUUGCAAUUACAUAUGGAAUAUAAAUAUUUGAUGUGAUGUGUGAUUGUCGUAAAAAUUAUUAUUUGACAAUGAAUGUGUCUUUGAUGCCAGAUAUUCAAGUUUAUCAAACAAUUUGCCUUUUGCGUUUGUUGUUGAGCAGUCCUCCUUAGACUGCCCUAGCAACUAUAAAAAUGUAAUAUUUAAUUAAAAAAUUGAUAACGAUUUUAA
This is a messenger RNA of Gadus morhua (Atlantic cod), 8525 nucleotides long. RefSeq names its product myoneurin. The coding region runs from base 507 to 2393 and encodes 628 amino acids. The record is from RefSeq and is a predicted model, not a curated record. Gene Ontology annotation, biological process: regulation of transcription by RNA polymerase II. NCBI's taxonomy places the organism in Eukaryota, Metazoa, Chordata, Actinopteri, Gadiformes, Gadidae. The transcript has 5 exons. Gene Ontology annotation, molecular function: DNA-binding transcription factor activity, RNA polymerase II-specific. Gene Ontology annotation, cellular component: nucleus.